AUGUCCGAUGGAAGAGUAAUCAAAGAAGGAGAAGUCGCGCAUUACAUUGAGGUAUUUGCAUACCACCGUGCCGAGUAGGUUUUUGCAGGAAUGUCGGUCCUUCCGCGAGUCGUCUGACUGAAACAGGCGACGGGCACUGUGAGAAAGUGAAGUUUGCUUUGCACAGUAAAAACGCCAAAAAUCACUCCGGCGACUUCAUGGACGAACUGUCAGUCUGUCGGGAAAAUAAUAGGCACUCUGUCGCAUCCAAAGUCGCAUCGCCGCGGAGAAAGUGAAUGACAAAAACAAACUGCUUUUCACGGAAAAAAUCCUUUUUCUGGCCCCGCGCUUUGCAGCUUGCGCCCUGGUUUCCCUGCAGACUGCGAAUAAAAAUAGGAAACAGCCUAAUCGCUAAACUAAGCCUAAGGCUACGCCUAACCUGAUAUUCCUUGCAACCGGAAUUGUUCGGGCGCAAACUGCAAAACCUUCGCCGGGGCCAGAAAAAGGAAGUUUUACACUUUUCACUUCAGCGACGCGAUUCGUCCAGUGCUCAUUAUUUUCCCCAUAAACUGCUAUUAUUAGGUGCUAUUUUGUAGUACUAGCAAAGUUAUGGCCAAAAAUUUGUCUUUUUUGAGCGUCCCACUCUUGUGACUUUGAAACUUUUAAAUCGACACAGUUUCAGGCAAGAUGACAGAAUACAGUUUGCAAUAACCAGUAAGUUUGUUGAUGCUUUUUUGGUGGCCUUGCGGGCAGUUUUUGGUAAAAACCCGGUUUUUGUGACAAGGAAAGUACUUCUGUGUUAUCGAAUUAGAGACAUACAUUGAAGACUUUGCAAUUUUUUUCUGAUUCAGAAUAUCUAGAAAUUAACUGUGGAAUUUUGGUUUGUAAGGGUGAAAAAGUCCUCAGAACUUUUCUCGCAAUACCACGCAAAUACUUUAUGUCUCGACCUGUAACUCCAUACCCCAUAGAAAACUUUCCUUGUGAAUAAAGUUCAAGGACCGAAAAAAGUUGCAACUUUUUCGUUUUGAUGUCAUCGAAUUUAUUUGCAGCUUUCAACGAGCCCCUUGAAAUCAUUGCCCAUGUGAAGGGUCGCGUCGAUGAAAACAUGACAAUUAUUCCGGAAUUUAGAUUGUCGCCACUCGGAGAUGCCUUUCAAAUCCAUUCCUUUGUCAGAUUCGCAGCAAAAGCGACCCAAAUCAUAUCGGAAAAUAAAUAGUAGGUUUGGGGGGUACAAAAAAUUUGGGGGAAACAUUGUCCUGUGCGGAAAUUAUUGGGAAUUUCGCACAGUGUAGAAGUUAUAUCAGCUUCAAAAUUUGUACGGUGCAAAAAUUUAAAUAUGUUUUUCGCACUGUGCAAAAAAUAUUAAUUUUCGCACCGUGCAAAAAAAUAUUUUAAUUUUCGCACUGUGCAAAAAAAUAUAUUUAAAUUUUUGCACUGGGCAAAAAAAAAAUGUUUUAAUUUUCGCACUGUGCAAAAAAAUAUAUUUAAAUUUUUGCACUGUGCAAAAAAAAAAUAUUUUAAUUUUCGCACUGUGCAAAAAAAUUUAUUUUAAUCUUUGCACUGUGCAAAAAAAAUAUUUUAAUUUUUGCACCGUGCAAAAAAAUAGGGGCUUUGGUAGUUCAGCCCCCCACGAAAGGUAGUUCAAACCCCCACUGUUUUGUCCAUUUCACACCCCCAUAAUUAAAAAAUUAUAAUAAUACAAAAAAUGCAAAUUAGAGUAAAAUGACCCACGGCGUUUUAGCUCAAACCCCCAGUUACCGUCCAAAUUCGUUCUUGUGGUUCAGGCAACGAUGAUCGUAGCCGAGAGAACCCAAUCCCGAGUAGGCGCUUCAGAUUAGAGGGGGUUUAUACUGGGUCAAGGGGGGCUGAACUGAACUGGGGGUUGUACUACCUUAGCCCCAAAAAAUAUAUUUCAAUUUUCGCACUGUGCAAAAAAAUUUAAUUUUACCGUAAUAUUUUUUCAAUUCUCGAAAAAAAAUUUCUGGUUUAUUUCAGCGAGCCCUCAAUUGCGACAAACCUUGAAAACACCCCCGAUUUCCAACAAUCCUUCACCUACCGGAAUCUGGUCUUCAAACGCGGCCGGUUGUUCACGUCGCAACAAAUGCAAAGCAGCUCCAACCCCAAGCCUUUCGUCUUCUCAAUUGACGAGAAUGAAGCGUUCCCUGGCUAUUUCCCCGAAAACAACACCCUGCUCACGAUUUUCGGGCAUUGUUUUGAAAGCAAUGUGGUGAGUUUUGCAUAAUAUUUUGAACUGGAAUGGGAAAAUGAAAAGUGUUUGAACAGUAUUACAGUGAGGGACAUGAGCCAAUGGCAAAACACGUACCAUUUUGCAUCCAGGAAGUAUCACAAAAUGUAGCAAAAUACCUCCAUCUCCAACUAAUAAACUCACAGGGGAAGUACUGCAAGUGCGACGCUCAGAUUUUGAUGAAACUUGGCACAAAUUUAAAACAAUUUUUUCUAAGAUAUAUGCGAGAAUCCUAUCUCGCGCUUUGCAGAAACAACCGAGAUUUUUAGAUCGAAAGGCGGCCAAAAUUUAGGACUUUUUGCCGAAUUUCGUCACGAAAAGUUUCAUGCCUAUUUCUACCGUAAAAGAUAAUGUUUCUACAAAAAAUCUAAAUUUUCCGCACAAAGCUGCCAAAGUUAUGGCUAAAAAGCGCUUUUCUCUCUGACCGCUCUCCACGUUUAGCGUGCUUUCUCGGCGGCAAAAAUCAUACGAUAUCUCGGCGGCACCCUCAAAGCGCGAGCUAAAACUUUCAGGAAUUGAUAUUUCGUCCAUGCCCGACGUGUGCGCAAAAUUUAAAGAAAAUCUGAGCGUCGCACUUGGAGUACUUGCCCUGUCAGUUGUGAAGGGCGCGCGCUUUCCCUCACAAAAAGAGCAGGCGCGCUUUUGAUUUAUUCUCAUUUUUUCAGACCUGUGGAAUCGACCGAGACACUGGAAUUCUCGAAAUGUUCAACCAAUCCGGGCUAAAUCAGACCUCCUACAUGUAUCGAGCCUUCAACUUCUCGGUUCCAUGGGAAUGCGGCGAACGUUUCUGCAUUUUUACCAAUUUGAUGACGUCAGUUUUCUUUCUUUAUUUUAUUUUUUUUCAGGGGUGAACACUACGAAAUUCCCUCCGAUUUGCGGACCUUUUCCGGCGAGCAUAAAGGCCGAAGACUGGCUUUGGUACCCUUGUUGACAAUCGAGUCCCCACUUGUUAUCGACCAGUUGAAUUUACAAGGAAGUUCGUCGCCAAAUCCGGGAAACGCGUGGAAUUUUGUGGUUGCUGUGGGAUUGGUUUUGGGUUUUCUUUGA
Molecule: messenger RNA, 3271 nt
Organism: Bursaphelenchus xylophilus (pine wood nematode)
Lineage: Eukaryota; Metazoa; Nematoda; Chromadorea; Rhabditida; Aphelenchoididae
Source: the annotation of a GenBank genome assembly